AUGAUGUGGACAAGCAUGCUCAAGCACCAUUUGAAGUACCUCAGGAACCAGGUAAAAAAAGACACUGUUCAUAAUAGUGUGCUUAACCUGAGCCAACAUACCCCACCAAAAAAAGUUCAAGAAACUUUAACCCUUGGUCCCAAGUUCAGCCUUCAGCCCGAUUUGAAAAAACCAGAAGUGGUUGGAUUGGUCAGGAAUAUUUCGGGAUCGGCCCCUGAAGAUCAUCAAGAGGCGUGCAUACGAGAGGCUGUUGAAGUGGCCAAACGAGUACCCCUGCUGAACUCCACCAGUCAAACGUUAAAAAAGGUUGUGGAAUAUUGCACAACCACCUCCAACAGGCUACUCACUUCUGACAAGGAAGGAAUGUUUGUCAUCAUGCCAGAAUCAAUGUACAGAGAGAAAAGCGAACAGUCCCUUACGAAGAACUUUCGGCCAGCGAGACAAGGGGAAUGCAAAAGCGCCUUAAAGAGGGUUCUUGCUGUCUGUGAUGACCAGGAAAUUGUGCACCUUAGGAACUCAGUAAAGGCAAAAUCUUCGACUUUCCUUAGGGUUUUUUUCACCGCAAAAACCCAUAAGGACUCGAUGCCGUUCAGGGCCAUUGUGUCAGAAAGGAACACGUGGCAGAAGGCUGUCUCGAUGUUCCUGCAGAAACAUCUAAAUCAGCUUCCCAUUCUUGACCCCUUCCUGGUGAAAAGCUCGACUGAGAUUGUGACGUUCCUGCAAAGGGGGGAGACAUCGGCCUACCGUUUCUUUUCGAUCGAUGUAGAGGACUUGUUUUAUUCCAUCCCCCAAGAUCGCCUUAUCCGAGAGGUGGAGGACCUGAUCGAAAAACACGGCGUGGUGAAAUUCCAGAAUCAUGUUGGCAUAACACUUGCAUCCUUUAUGGAACUCUUGAGAGCGUAUCUAGCAUCGACUGUCAUUAGUGACCAGAAUAAGCUGUACAUUCAAAAAGGGGGAACUCCCAUAGGCUCAGCCAUCUCUCCUGUACUAUGCGACAUCUACCUAGCUGCCUGUGAUACCGGCAUAAAAGCAGCCUUGCAAGACAUGUACUCUUUUCGCAUUUUCAGAUAUGUGGAUGACUUUCUAUUGUUUUAUCGGGAUGAUAUGACUAGCGAAAAUGACAUGACAAAGACGUUCCUCGAUGUGUUCUGCUGA
Molecule: messenger RNA, 1155 nt
Organism: Ornithodoros turicata
Lineage: Eukaryota; Metazoa; Arthropoda; Arachnida; Ixodida; Argasidae
Exons: 1
Coding region: 1-1155 (384 amino acids)
Source: RefSeq, a predicted model, not a curated record